AUAUUCCACCCCCUUCUCCCUCUCUAUAUAUAUAUAACUUCCAACUCCAAAGAGUGCCUACCAAAACACAACGCACCAAAGCCAAAGCCACAAAAGGAGAGAAAUACUUAUAUUAUACACCUUCAAGGCUUCAACCAAAUCCAUCACCAUCACCAUCUUCAUCUCACAUAUUCCUCCCUCCUCCUUAGUCAUGGACAACAUUGGCGAAGAGUACAAGCAUUACUGGGAGACCAACAUGUUCCUCCAAACCCAAGAGCUCGACAGUUGGGGGUUGGAUGAGGCCUUAUCGGGGUACUACGAUUCGAGUUCCCCUGAUGGUGCUGCUUCCUCGGCUGCAUCUAAGAACAUUGUUUCCGAGAGGAAUCGGAGGAAGAAGCUCAAUGAAAGGCUUUUUGCUCUUAGAUCGGUGGUGCCAAACAUUAGCAAGAUGGAUAAGGCUUCGAUUAUUAAGGAUGCUAUUGAGUACAUCCAGCACUUGCACGAGCAGGAAAAGAUUAUCCAAGCUGAGAUAAUGGAGCUUGAAUCGGGUAUGCCAAAGAAGAGUAGUCCAAGCUAUGACUUUGAGCUGGAGCAGCUCCCUGUGGUGCUCAGGUCCAAGAAGAAGAGAACAGAGAACCUAUAUGAUUCCAUCACCUCAAGAAACUCCCCAAUUGAACUCCUUAAUCUGCAGGUUACAUACAUGGGGGAGAAGACAGUUGUGGUGAGUUUGACAUGCAGCAAAAGGACAGACACAAUGGUGAAACUGUGCGAGGUGUUCGAAUCCUUGAGGCUCAAGAUCAUCACAGCAAACAUCACCUCGUUUUCGGGGGGGCUUUUGAAGACAGUCUUCAUUGAGGCAAAUGAAGAAGAGAAAGAUCAUUUGAAGAUAAAGAUCAAGACAGCCAUUGAAGCUCUUAAUGACCCUCAAAGCCCAAUGAGCAUUUGAGCAAGAAAAUCAAAAUAUAUAAAUUGGGGUCACUAGUAUAUAAAUACAAGGUUUAGGAACUGUGGCUUUCGGAGGAGUUUUUCUUCAUUAUGUGCUAUAUUUGGUUCUGUUCGAUUGCCCUCAAUCUUCAACUUUGUUACCUGUGAAACUUUGUUGUUAGUGCAUCAAAAAUGUUUUUCCUAUAAUAAAACUGCAUUUUACAUCA
Messenger RNA from Cajanus cajan (pigeon pea), 1130 nucleotides. Its product is annotated as basic helix-loop-helix (bHLH) DNA-binding superfamily protein. NCBI's taxonomy places the organism in Eukaryota, Viridiplantae, Streptophyta, Magnoliopsida, Fabales, Fabaceae. The record is from RefSeq and is a predicted model, not a curated record. Gene Ontology annotation, cellular component: nucleus. Gene Ontology annotation, biological process: regulation of DNA-templated transcription. Gene Ontology annotation, molecular function: protein dimerization activity; sequence-specific DNA binding; DNA-binding transcription factor activity.